Molecule: messenger RNA, 3400 nt
Organism: Choloepus didactylus (southern two-toed sloth)
Lineage: Eukaryota; Metazoa; Chordata; Mammalia; Pilosa; Megalonychidae
Gene: PARP8
Product: poly(ADP-ribose) polymerase family member 8
Exons: 27
Coding region: 458-3139 (893 amino acids)
Biological process (GO): endoplasmic reticulum unfolded protein response
Cellular component (GO): nuclear envelope; membrane; endoplasmic reticulum tubular network
Molecular function (GO): protein serine/threonine kinase activator activity; kinase binding; NAD+ poly-ADP-ribosyltransferase activity
Source: RefSeq, a predicted model, not a curated record
CAGCUCACCGCGGGAGUGCAAGUCUGGGGUGGGGAAAUCCAGCCUGCGCCCGGGAUGGCGGAUAAUAUCAAAGCUCCAGCGGCCCGCAGCCGGGCCGGGUGACAGGGCGGCGGGCGCGGGAGGGUCUGCGGCGGGCGGCGUUGCAGCAGCCUCGGCACCACCGCCGCCACCGCCGCCGCCGCCCGCGGGCGCGAGUGUGCGCGGGUGUGGAAGGCCGGCGUGCGGACCGCGAGGGUGGGCGCGCGUGAGCCGGAGUGGGGCUUGCCCCUCGCCGGCGCGCCCGCCGCCCCGCCGGCGAUCGCUCUCCGGCUGUCCUCAGCACCCUCGGCUCCACACGGCCGUUGGUCCGGGCGGGGAGGGAGAAAGUGAGACUCGGUGUCAUCACCAUCCAUUGUCAGGAGCCGAGGCAAUUGGAAUCCAGCAGCGGCGAGCAGCAGCUGGGCGGUCACAUCUGGGAAUGCAAAGCCGACCUCCCCCUCCUCCUCCUCCUCCACCUCCUCCUCCUUUCUCACCCGGGAUCACUUCCGAAACCACUUCGACUUCAGCCCCUGCCUCGGCCAGAGGGAUUUAUUUCAUGGGGAUGUGUUCAAGACAAGAGCGAAUUCAGAAGGAUAUCGACGUCGUGAUCCAGAAGUCCAGAGCCGAGAAGGACUGCCUGUUUGCAGAUUUCAGAUACUCAGAUUCCACCUUUACUUUCACCUACGUUGGCGGCCCCAAAAGUGUAUCCUACUCAGUCCAUGUAUCUGAAGAUUACCCAGAUAAUACAUAUGUGUCAAGUUCAGAAAAUGACGAAGAUGUAUUAGUUACUACAGAGCCAAUUCCAGUAAUUUUUCAUCGAAUAGCAACAGAAUUAAGAAAAACAAAUGACAUUAACUGUUGCUUAUCCAUAAAAUCCAAAUUACAGAAAGAAAAUGGAGAGGAGUCAAGACAGAAUAGUACAGUGGAAGAAGAUUCUGAAGGUGAUAAUGAUUCUGAAGAGUUUUAUUAUGGAGGACAGGUGAACUAUGAUGGGGAACUACACAAGCACCCACAAUUGGAAGCUGAUUUGUCAGCAGUGAGAGAGAUAUAUGGACCACAUGCAGUUUCUCUCAGGGAAUAUGGAGCCAUUGAUGAUGUAGAUAUUGAUCUACAUAUUGAUGUUAGCUUUCUUGAUGAGGAGAUUGCUGUGGCUUGGGAAGUAAUUCGAACAGAACCUAUAAUUGUCCGACUACACUGUUCACUUACACAGUAUUUAAAUGGCCCAGUACCUACUGUUGAUGUCUUUCAGAUUUCCACAAAAGAGCGAUUUGGAUUGGGUCAUCAGCUAAAAAAAAUCAUGCAGACAUUUGUUACACAACAGUGGAAACAGAGCAAAGAAAAAUCCAAUUGCCUGCACAAUAAAAAGCUGUCAGAGAAGAAAGUGAAGUCUCCCUUGCAUUUAUUUUCUACCUUGCGCAGGUCGCCAAGUUAUCCUCCCCCCGGUUGUGGAAAAAGCAAAUCGAAACUGAAAUCUGAACAAGAUGGAAUCUCCAAAACGCACAAGCUGCUGCGGAGGACUUGUUCCAGCACAGUCAAGACUGAUGACGUGUGUGCCACCAAGUCACACAGGAGUUUUGGCCGCUCCUUGUCCAGUGAUCCCAGGGCUGAGCAGACAAUGACAACAAUUAAGUCCCACAAACUCUUGAACCGUCCCUGCCCUGCAGCUGUUAAGCAAGAGGAGUGCCUCACUCUAAAGUCACAUAAACUAUUGACUAGAUCUUGUUCGGGAGACCCGCGAUGUGAGCACAACACCAACUUGAAGCCGCACAAACUGUUAAGCAGGUCUUACUCCAAUAAUCUCAGAAUGGAAGAAUUAUAUGGACUGAAGAACCACAAGUUGCUCAGCAAGUCUUACUCCAGUGCCCCCAAGUCAUCAAAAACUGAGCUUUUCAAGGAACCUAACGCAGAGGGCAGGAGGCUCUCUCUUACCUCAGGGCUUAUUGGUAUCUUAACACCAUCUUCAUCUUCAUCUUCUCAGCCUGCUCCAAAUGGUGCAAAAUGCAUUCCAAUACGAGACCGCGGCUUCCUAGUACAGACAAUUGAGUUUGCUGAACAGCGGAUCCCGGUAUUGAAUGAAUACUGUGUGGUUUGUGAUGAGCCACAUGUGUUUCAAAAUGGCCCCAUGCUUAGGCCUACCGUGUGUGAACGAGAGCUGUGUGUUUUUGCUUUUCAAACUCUGGGAGUAAUGAAUGAAGCUGCUGAUGAAAUAGCAACUGGAGCUCAGGUGGUAGAUCUACUAGUAUCCAUGUGCAGGUCUGCGUUGGAAUCUCCCAGGAAAGUUGUCAUUUUUGAGCCAUAUCCUUCUGUGGUAGAUCCUAAUGAUCCUCAGAUGCUGGCCUUCAACCCUAGGAAGAAGAACUAUGAUCGAGUAAUGAAAGCACUGGAUAGUAUAACUUCUAUUAGAGAAAUGACACAAGCACCAUAUCUGGAAAUUAAGAAGCAGAUGGAUAAACAGGACCCCCUUGCUCAUCCCCUACUGCAAUGGGUUAUUUCAAGUAAUAGAUCACAUAUUGUGAAACUGCCAGUUAACAGGCAGUUGAAGUUUAUGCAUACUCCACAUCAAUUCCUUCUUCUCAGCAGUCCACCAGCCAAAGAAUCCAAUUUUAGAGCUGCUAAAAAACUCUUUGGAAGCACCUUUGCAUUUCAUGGCUCACACAUUGAAAACUGGCACUCAAUCCUGAGGAAUGGUCUGAUUGUUGCUUCUAAUACGAGACUGCAGCUCCAUGGUGCAAUGUAUGGAAGUGGAAUCUAUCUUAGUCCAAUGUCAAGUAUAUCAUUUGGUUACUCAGGGAUGAAUAAGAAGCAGAAGGUGUCAGCCAAGGAUGAGCCAGCUUCAAGCAGCAAAAGCAGCAAUGCAUCACAGUCACAGAAAAAAGGACAGCAAUCUCAGUUCCUGCAAAGCCGUAACUUAAAAUGCAUAGCCUUAUGUGAAGUGAUCACCUCACCUGAUCUGCACAAACAUGGAGAGAUAUGGGUGGUCCCAAAUACUGAUCAUGUCUGUACACGAUUCUUUUUUGUUUAUGAAGAUGGCCAAAUUGGAGAUGCGAAUAUUAACACACAAGAAGGAGGCAUUCACAAAGAGAUCCUUCGAGUAAUUGGUAAUCAAACUGCUACUGGUUAAAGGACCACCAUUUAAUUAACUUGAUUUGAAAGCCUUCCUCGGGUUCAAAGCUGGAUUUUGAACUGAAGAAGAUGAUAAAAAUAAUUUAUUAUUAUUAUAAACAAAAUUAACCCUUUGAAUACUGAUUUUUUUUCUUAGUAUUUUCAAGUAUCUCAUUAAAUAACUAAAAUUUAUCAAUUGUAGGGUUAUGGAAUCUAGUAAUAAAAUACAACAGCACUUAAACUGAAGUUGGGGUUGCUCACAAUAAACAGAUUUUAAAAA